Rhododendron vialii is the source of this 3128-nucleotide messenger RNA. RefSeq lists its product as uncharacterized. The coding region runs from base 77 to 2812 and encodes 911 amino acids. Gene Ontology annotation, cellular component: endosome. Gene Ontology annotation, biological process: endocytic recycling. The transcript has 23 exons. The record is from RefSeq and is a predicted model, not a curated record. NCBI's taxonomy places the organism in Eukaryota, Viridiplantae, Streptophyta, Magnoliopsida, Ericales, Ericaceae.
CGCCAGCCAAACAGAGCCAACCUCACGCUACCCUAACAUAAACCAGACCAAAGUUUUUUUCAAGAGAAAAAGCGCCAUGGAAUUCAGACCUCGAAAUUACACCGUUGAAGAAGAAUCACACUCUCUGGAUCGAGUGUCCGUCGACACUCAUCCUCUCUCUCCUCCAUCCCCGUCGCACCUCCAGGUUGAUGUUGUGGAUCACGGGAAGAGUGAUUUUUAUGAUCCACUUAGGGGUUCAGAUGCUAACGUAAUGAUCUCUCUAGACGAUUUACGAGAAGAAGAUAAUAGUUCUGCUGUGAAUGAAGCUGAUGCUGAACUUCCAACAAAGGAAUGGACAUCUUUCAAGAAAUUCUUAAUGCAGAGAUUUUCUGGCUCAAAAAUGGUUUCGAUUUCUCCAAUGUCUGACGUAAUAAUGAAAAGUGGCCAGGUACGUGAGAAAGCAUCAACGACUAUGCAUCUAGAGGAACUGGAUGAUCCACAAAAGUUUGCUGAAGAUGGCAUCAAGGUUAUCAGCCAGCAGGUUUAUGUUUCACGGCUGCAUGAACUUAAAGAUGAGAUCAAUCGAUCUUGGCAGGCCAAUGAUCGGGUAACAUCUUUGACGUUGGCAAUCAAGGUUGCUAGGCUUCUGAUGGACACGUCUGUUCUUCAAUUUUAUCCUACAUUGUUUGUUCUAGCUACAGAUGUAAUGGAUAUGGUUGGUGAAAUGGUAUGGCAGCGAAUCAAGCAGAAAGCUGAGUUUUCUGAAGAUGGAAAUGUAAUCUGCUCUUUAACAGAGAACUUUGAAGCAAAAGAUAUAUGUGUAGAUGCCAAAGAGAUUUGCAGCAACUGGUUCUUCAAAAUUGGUUCCAUUCGUGAGCUUCUUCCACGCAUUUAUUUAGAGCUGGCAAUAUUGCCUUGCUGGCGUUUCCUGGUUGACUGCCCUGUUGAUGUCAUCCAGCGCUUGGUAAUGAUGACAAGAGGGAUUGCAGAUCCAUUGGCAUCCGCCUAUUGCUGCUUAUAUAUUGCUCACUGUGUGCAAAAAUUACCUCACCAGGAUACAGGAUAUUUGAUCAUUUGCAUUAAUGACAUAAAGAUUCUAUUGACACGGUUUCUAUCAGCGGAAGAAUCUACAGAUGGAAAUUUUUCAGAAAGGAGCAAGUCACUUAUCAGUUUGAUGGAACCUACAAUCGAGUAUAUUGUUAAGUGCAUAGUUAAGGAUUCAUAUCAGACACGAGCCAUAAAUAUCCUGGUGGAGCUUGGAAUAGGAAUGAAGCAGACUGAGUUUGUCGGGAAACUUCCAUGCAUCUCUAUUAUUCUUCAUCAUUUCCUCAAGGAGCUUCCUAGUGAACUUGUCAGCUCUAAUGCUGUGGAGAUUUUCCAACUCAUUGAGAGCAGCAAAGAUUAUUCUUUUGACCAGUGCUUAAAUUACAGGUUGCUUGGCUUCCGGAUUUCUGAAAGUAGAUCUCAACUGGAUAUAGUCAAUGCAGUAGUAGAUAAAGUUAUCAAGGUUGCUUCUGAAUACAAUAGCCUGGAUGAGUUCUUGAAGGUUGUGGAUGCUUAUGUGGAUAUUAUUCUUCAGAAUCAGAUGGACAAUAAGUUGAAUAUUAUACUGGAUGGUAUUGUAAAGCGAGCAUGCAAUGAAGGGAUUGCUGAAAUUGAAUUGAUCAACUUGCAAUCAAUUUUCUUAAAGCUUCUUGCCCAUCUUAAGAACUUGGAAGAUAUAUUUUCCCUGAGCCAUUUCAUUGAGAUUUUAGAUAUGAUGCAUGGGAGUGCAAGAAGCAUGGUCAAUAUGCACAUUCUCAACAUGGUAACAAGGAAGGGUCGCAUUCACGAUCCAACCAUUGUACAGUUUCUUUUUGAAGUUUCUCAGUCUCUGCAUGAUGGUAUGGAUCAUUCAAACAUGAAGUAUGAUGAUAGUCAACAACCUGCACGCCUGAUAUCUCGUUUUGUGACUAUGGUUGACUAUGGGCCGGAGCUGGAACGCCAUUUGGCAUUCUUACUUGAAUGUCGUGGGGCUUUUGGUGGCGUCAAUGACCUCAAGGAAACACUUGUUCACUCCAGCAAUCGCUUAGCAGUUAAAGCAAUGAAAGAUGGAGAAAACCAUACUAGUUAUGUCAAAUCGUGUAUAGCAUUUAAUGAAGUUACUAUCCCUUCUGUUCCAUCUUGUGUUAAGCAGCUAAAUCUUUAUCUUGAAACUGCAGAGGUUGCUCUAUUGAGUGGCUUAGUGUCUCAUUCAGAUGGACUUUUAGAUUCAGCAAUCUUCUGUUUGCAGACUAUGGAUCAGAUGGAUGAUUUACGCUUACCGAGUGAUGUUGAUUGGAUCCUCUCCUUUAUGCGAAAGUUGUGCAGCCUAUUGGUUUUGGUUCCAGGUAAUCCCCAACAAGGAGUCACUUAUAUUCUAAGGAGUAUGUUGGCCCCAAUUAAUUCUCAAUCAUGGGUUUCAUCAAGAACAAGGACAAGGGUGUUAUGCGCAGUUCUUUCUUUGGCGGCAACCCUCUCUCAAUUUGAGCUCCCGUACCACGCAAACCAUGAACUGGUUCUGGGCAACGACCGUCUGUUUUAUGGCGAUCCAAUCUAUUCACAAGAGCUUCUGUCAUUGUCUGCUUCUGUUCUUCAGAAUCUUGUUGAUAAUAUUAUACAAGAGCCUUCACGGGUUGCUCGUGGAAGCAUGGCUCUUGAAGCUUGCAACUGUAUUGCAUCAUCUUUCAAUCUAGUGCAGGAAGUGUUACCAUUCGUCUCCAAGCUGAUGGAAACUGCCAAGUCAUGUCUGAGCUCUAAUGACAAAUAUUUGCAGUCCACCAUGAAAUUCGUAGACAAAUUCUUGAGCGCUUGAGGGAGUUAAGAUGCUGAGUUGGUGGACAGCUGAUGAUUCGUUCAUUGCAUUUUUGAUAAUUUGGUAUUCUCUAUUCCCUUUGUACAUUCGAAACAUCAAGGACGGAGAAAAUUAAAGGUACGUUAAUUUCACGAUAUGGUACUUGGAAGGGUGGAGCUAUAUUAUCUCAGAACAAGUUGGAUGAAGAUUUUACUUCCGUUUUUUCUGGGUCCAACUGUACAUUUGUUGUAUAGAUGCUCAAUAUCAAGGGGGAAAAGCCAAAUUGACCUCUUCCCCCUGCACUCCUCUAUUCCAUUGGAAGGAAGCGACUUCAUUA